AUGGUGGAGGCGGCGCCCCCCGGGCCCGGGCCGCUGCGGAGGACCUUCCUGGUGCCCGAGAUCAAGUCGCUGGACCAGUACGAUUUCUCGCGGGCCAAGGCGGCGGCCAGCCUGGCGUGGGUUCUGCGGGCCGCGUUCGGGGGCGCAGAGCAUGUGCCCUCGGAGCUGUGGGAGCCCUUCUACACCGACCAGUACGCGCAGGAGCACGUGAAGCCCCCGGUGACGCGGCUGCUGCUCUCGGCCGAGCUCUACUGCCGGGCCUGGCGCCAGGCGCUGCCGCAGCUCGAACCCCCCCCCAGCCCCUCGGCGCUGCUGGCCCUGCUGGCGCGGAGGGGCACAGUGCCCGCCCUGCCCGAGCGCCCCGUGCAGGAGGCCGACCUGAAGCACCAGCCGAUCCUCAUGGGAGCCCACCUAGCUGUCAUUGACGCCCUCAUGGUUGCCUUCGCCUUCGAGUGGACAAAGACACUGCCCGGUCCUUUGGCCCUGGCCAGCUUGGAGCACAAGCUCCUUUUCUGGGUGGACACGACCAUCCGGCGGCUGCAGGAGAAGACGGAGCAGGAAGCUGCCCAGAGAGCCUCUCCUGUGGCCCCUGCAGAUGGGGUGGCCCCAGCACAGCCCUCGAUCCGAUACCGCAAGGACCGAGCUGUGGCCCGACGCGCCCCCUGCUUUCCAAAUGUGACCACCCUCCAGGAUCUGGCAAGUGGGGCUGCGCUAGCUGCCACAAUUCACUGCUAUUGUCCUCAGCUCUUGCGACUCGAGGAGGUGUGCCUCAAGGACCCCAUGUCCGUGGCGGACAGCCUGUACAACCUCCAGCUGGUGCAGGAUUUCUGUGCCUCCCGCCUUCCUCGUGGCUGCCCGCUCUCCCUCGAGGACCUGCUUUAUGUCCCACCGCCCCUCAAGAUCAACCUGGUGGUGCUGCUUGCCGAGAUGUUCAUGUGCUUUGAGGUGCUGAAACCUGAUUUCGUCCAGGCCAAGGACCUGCCUGAUGGUCACGCGGCCUCCCCCCGGGCCACGGAGGCCUCUCCUGCUCAGAACAGCAGUGGCUGCAGUUCUCCUGUCUUCAACUUCCGCCACCCGCUUCUGUCAUCUGGCGGCCCCCAGUCCCCACUCCGUGGAUCCACAGGCUCACUGAAGUCCUCCCCGUCCAUGUCCCACAUGGAGGCCCUCGGCAAGGCCUGGAACCGUCAGCUCAGCCGUCCCCUUUCCCAGGCAGUGUCGUUCAGCACCCCCUUUGGCCUGGACAGCGACGUGGAUGUUGUCAUGGGAGACCCCGUCCUCCUCCGCUCGGUCAGCUCGGACAGCUUGGGCCCCCCGCGCCCGGUGCCAGCCCGGACCCCCGUCCAGCCGCCCCCGGAGCCCGGAGACCUGCCUACCAUCGAGGAGGCCCUGCAGAUCAUCCACAGCGCCGAGCCCCGGCUGCUCCCAGACGGGGCGGCCGACGGCAGCUUCUACCUCCACUCCCCUGAGGGCUCCUCCAAACUGCCGCUGGCCUCCCCCUACCCCCUCGAUGGGGCCUCAAAGCCACUGCCCGCUGCGCCCACCCAAGCACCCAGCUAUGUGCCCCACCCUGAGGGCCCCCUGAAACCGUCUCCCUGCCCGGCAGGGGAGCUGUCGAAAUCACCGGCCCUGUCUGAGGGCUCCCCGAAGGCAGCAGCUUCAUCCCCUGCGGCUGGCAACUCUGAGGUGAAGAUGACCAGCUUUGCUGAGCGCAAGAAGCAGCUGGUCAAGGCUGAGGCCGAGGCAGGGUCCCCGGCAGCCACCCCUGCCGCAGCAGAGGCCCUGAGCUCGGAGAUGAGUGAGCUGGGGGCCCGGCUGGAGGAGAAACGGAGGGCCAUCGAGGCUCAGAAGCGGCGCAUCGAGGCCAUCUUUGCUAAACACCGGCAGCGACUGGGCAAGAGCGCUUUCCUGCAGGUGCAGCCGCGGGAGGCUGGAGGGGAGGCGGAGGCGGACCCCGGCCCGGUCCCUGGUGGGGAGCGGCCAGCGGGCGAGGGCCAGGGCGAUCCGGCCCCACGGCCCAAGGCAGUGACCUUCUCACCUGAACUGGGCCCGGUGCCCCCCGAGGGGCUGGGGGACUAUAACCGGGCGGUCAGCAAGCUAAGUGCUGCGCUGAGCUCACUGCAGCGGGACAUGCAGAGGCUCACGGACCAGCAGCAGCGGCUCCUGGCCCCACCCGAGGCCCCGGGGCCUGCCCCACCACCUGCUGCAUGGGUCAUCCCUGGUCCCACAGUGGGUCCCAAAGCCGCGUCUCCCAGCCCUGCUCGGCGUGCCCCAGCUGCCCGGCGCAGCCCCGGGCCUGGCCCCAGCCCGACACCCCGAAGCCCGAAACAUGCACGGCCAGCAGAGCUGCGGCUAGCACCCCUGACAAGAGUGCUCACACCUCCCCACGAUGUAGACAGCCUCCCCCACCUGCGCAAGUUCUCGCCAAGUCAGGUGCCUGUGCAGACACGCUCCUCUAUCCUCCUGGCGGAGGGGUCACCACCAGAGGAGCCUGUGGCCCGGCCUGGCCUCAUUGAGAUCCCACUGGGCAGCCUGGAAGAGCCCACAGCCGAGGACGAGGGAGAUGGGAGCCCCCCUGGUGCUGAGGAUUCCUUGGAGGAAGAGGCGUCUUCAGAGGGAGAGCCCCGGGCCGGGCUGGGCUUUUUCUAUAAGGAUGAAGAUAAGCCCGAGGACGAGAUGGCCCAAAAGCGGGCCAGCCUGCUGGAACGGCAGCAGCGGCGGGCAGAGGAGGCGCGGCGGCGGAAACAGUGGCAGGAGGCCGAGAAGGAGCAGCGGAGGGAAGAGGCCGCACGGCUGGCCCAGGAGGAGGUGACCGCGGGUGCCCCGGCCCCCCCAGCUCCUGUGGCCCCCACAGCAGCCCCAGCCCCUGCCGGGAGGGCCCCAGCUGAGGAAGAAGUGGGCCCCAGGCGGGGGGACUUCACGCGGCUCGAGUAUGAACGCAGGGCCCAGCUGAAGCUGAUGGAUGACCUUGACAAAGUGCUGCGGCCACGGGCUGCGGGGACCGGGGGGCCGGGCCGGGGCGGGCGGAGGGCCCCCCGGCCACGCUCUGGUUGCUGUGAUGACUCGGCCCUGGCACGAAGCCCUGCCCGUGGCCUGCUGGGCUCCCGGCUCAGCAAAGUCUACUCUCAGUCCACCCUGUCACUGUCCACCGUGGCCAAUGAGGCCCCCAAUAACCUCGGCGUGAAGAGGCCCACGUCUCGGGCUCCGUCCCCAUCCGGCCUCAUGUCCCCCAGCCGCCUGCCUGGCAGCCGUGAGCGCGACUGGGAGAAUGGCAGCAACGCCUCCUCCCCGGCAUCGGUGCCCGAGUACACAGGUCCACGGCUGUACAAGGAGCCUAGCGCCAAGUCCAACAAGUUCAUCAUACACAAUGCCCUGUCUCACUGCUGCUUGGCAGGCAAGGUGAACGAACCGCAGAAGAACCGCAUUCUCGAGGAAAUUGAGAAGAGCAAGGCCAACCACUUCCUGAUCCUCUUCCGGGACUCGAGCUGCCAGUUCCGGGCCCUCUACACCCUGUCCGGGGAGACAGAGGAGCUGACCCGCCUGGCGGGCUAUGGCCCUCGCACGGUCACACCCACCAUGGUCGAGGGCAUCUACAAGUACAACUCGGACCGCAAGCGCUUUACCCAGAUCCCUGCCAAGACCAUGUCCAUGAGUGUAGACGCCUUCACCAUCCAGGGCCACCUCUGGCAGAGCAAGAAGCCCACGACUCCCAAGAAGGGCGGCAGCACCCCCAAGUAGCCUCGUCCCGGUGGUACACGGGACAGGCCCCAGCCGUCGGCCUCCCGGAGGACAGCCUGGAGGACAAUCAGUUGGUACUCCUGGGUCUCGUCUGUCCCCAACCUCGUCUGGGUAGGGCUGGGGUCCCUACCCCCUAAACUUCUGUCCUGUCCUGCUGUGGGGGCUGAGCUGGGAGGUUCAGGGACUCAGGGCUCAGCUCAGUCCCCUGUCUGUCCUCCCCACCUUCUUGAAUAAAAUAAUUUAGAAAGAGC
This is a messenger RNA of Callorhinus ursinus (northern fur seal), 3986 nucleotides long. It is a transcript of the gene CAMSAP3, whose product is annotated as calmodulin regulated spectrin associated protein family member 3. Gene Ontology annotation, cellular component: microtubule minus-end. Gene Ontology annotation, biological process: cytoplasmic microtubule organization; negative regulation of microtubule depolymerization; neuron projection development. Gene Ontology annotation, molecular function: spectrin binding; microtubule minus-end binding; calmodulin binding. NCBI's taxonomy places the organism in Eukaryota, Metazoa, Chordata, Mammalia, Carnivora, Otariidae. The record is from RefSeq and is a predicted model, not a curated record.